AUGAAGGAAUCAUCACGGAAAAAGGCCAAUCUGAUCCAAAUCAAUGCCUUAUUGAAGGAGGAGCUGCAGGACUCCAAACGUCAGAAUGCUAUGGUUACUCUAUCCACAUACGAAUUGGUACCAGUAUCCUCUGGAGCUAAUGCGUAUAAUGGCAUGGCUGUCGAUGAUACACGUCCCGGCCAUCUCCAAACAUUUUCCAACUCCGAGGGCCGAGAUAAUGCACUCAAGACGGUCUCCAUAGACGGCUGCAAGAGGCGGACUCGCCGCUCUACUAAUGAUAAAGACCAAUAG
Penicillium taxi is the source of this 291-nucleotide messenger RNA. RefSeq lists its product as uncharacterized. The coding region runs from base 1 to 291 and encodes 96 amino acids. The record is from RefSeq and is a predicted model, not a curated record. NCBI's taxonomy places the organism in Eukaryota, Fungi, Ascomycota, Eurotiomycetes, Eurotiales, Aspergillaceae. The transcript has 3 exons.